Messenger RNA from Microbotryum saponariae, 1518 nucleotides. The record is from the annotation of a GenBank genome assembly. Lineage: Eukaryota; Fungi; Basidiomycota; Microbotryomycetes; Microbotryales; Microbotryaceae.
AUGACAACGACGAGUGCAUACAUUCAGACUCGGGAGACGGCCCCGGACGGCCCCCGCGCGAAAGAUCCCCGUUCGGCGUGGCCUCCUACCCCGCUGGAUAGUGUUGGGUCAUCGUCGUCAGGCCACCAUGUAAGUUCACUCCGUCCCAACUGCCCUCAGGUGACCCUCUCGACUCGACUCGACUCCAUAGCUGGCGUGACUGGAGUUUCCUGCGCCGACUUGCCUGGGUCGCUGUCCUCAAGCCACGCUCGCAGUCCAUCCACAUUCUCGUGCACGGCCAAGAACUGACACGUACCUCAUCCUCACACUUGGAACCAGGACCGAAUACUGGAUCUCCAAAGACCGCUACUGGUGCAAGCAAGUCCCCUUCCUCACUGCCCACACCUCCCCGUCGUUCCAGCACCCCUAACCCUUUCCCUCCUUGCCCCAGAUAUUGUUCCAUCUACAUCGCCGACGACAAACCCUCGCGCAUUCACCACGAAACCGGUCUCAAACAUAAGGGUCAUUAUGAGCGGUACAUCAGGGAGAUCUAUAAGCGUGGCGAGAGGGAGAAGAGGGAGAAGAAGGAGGAGGCCGACGAGAUGGCCAGGAUCGAAAAAGUCCGUAGUCGAGUGGCUUUUCCUUUCGGUUUGGAUUUCGGAUCGAAGCUGAUGAGGUUUGUGUGUUGCCCUUACAUCGUAGGCCGCACGAUUGGCGAUGGGCUCUUCCUCCCUCGACCUUGGCCAAGGCAACUCCUCAACCCCCCAUGCCUCCACCUCCAAACCAACCCCGGCAGGUCCCCCCGAUCCUUUCGCAUCCUAUACGACCGCCGCAGACCUAGGCUUCAAAGACGAGCCGGUCAUUGUCGAUCCUGCGAUCGAAGCGAGGGAGAAGGAUAAAGAGACGAGGCAGACCGAGGGGGUCAUUGGGCAAUGGGAGGUCGUGAAGAAGAAGAAACCUUUGUCAACGACGUCGGGGGUGACUACGAUGAACGCGCGCGUGGUCCUUCCUCCUCCUCAAUGGAUGCAGAACUCGCCUGGGUAUACGAACGGGGUCAAAGUAGAGACCGAGGUCAAACAAGAAGGAGAAGACGAACAAGGUGCCGAGCCUGAAGAACCGGAACAAGAACGACCAAAGGCCGCCCCAAAAUACCUCAACGAAAAAGCCUACGCAGCCGACAAAGACGAUUACGACCCGAGCAAAGUCGGACCCGUCAAAUUGAAGCGUAAGAUCUUGACGCUCAAGGAACAGCAAGAGAUUGACGAGAGAGAAAGGGAGAAGAAGAGGAUCAAGGAGGAGAUUGAGGAGACGAGGAAGAGAGCCAAACUGGAACGAGGGAAUGGGUGGAGUCAGGUUGAGGUUGGUGAAGAGGGGUUGUUGGAGUUCGAGGAACCUCCGGAAGCUGAAGGGGAGGUGAAACAGGAAGAGGGUGAUGUUGCUAAACCCUCCAUUGCCGAAGAGGGACAGGACAAGCUCAAGGUGGCAAGCGGCUUCAAGAAGCGCAGAAUGCAUGGCGCGAAUGCUGUGAGGAAGAAGUAG